AUGAACCUGGGCGGAUACUUCGGGGGAGAUCCAUCAGGGAGUGCCUCGAGCCUCCAGAACAAAGCAUUCCCGCAGAGGAGACCCUCCAACCGAGACGAAUUUGAUGGUCCUUCCCAGCUCCUCGACAAGCCCGACGAUCAGGGCUUCGAACCCAAAGAAGAAGAUCUACCACAGCUGCCCAUCACCCUCUAUGCCCAAGAACAAGACGAAAUCCUCUCCAAAGUCAACGACCGCCUCUCGCAGUGCGCCUACGACUUCGUGGCGAAAUAUCAGUUCCCCAUUCCGAUCGAGCCCGACAAGCGCCCGGUGCGUGUUCCUGGCGACCGUGAAUGGUCGGAGUGGGUCUAUCUCCUCAAGCGACUUGCAACCAAGCGACGCAUCCCCGCCCGCGUGCUCUACAACGGUCAGAUCAAACAGCUCAUCACGAUUCUCGAGAACAGCCUGGAAAUGCGGCAUGCGGCCAAGCAUCAGUCCCGCCCGCUCAAGGACGACAGAAACAUUCUCCAGCUCAUCAGUUCCGGCUUACAGGUUGCGAAGAUUUUGAAGGACGCUCCCGCCAUGCAGUACUUGGACAGUCUGUACAUUCAGACUGAGAGGUUGAUUCAGAGCCGGAGAGGCCCGGCGCCGGCAGCUUCGUACAAUGCCUUGUGA
Messenger RNA from Zymoseptoria tritici IPO323, 651 nucleotides. RefSeq lists its product as uncharacterized. The transcript has a single exon. Lineage: Eukaryota; Fungi; Ascomycota; Dothideomycetes; Mycosphaerellales; Mycosphaerellaceae. The coding region runs from base 1 to 651 and encodes 216 amino acids. The record is from RefSeq and is a predicted model, not a curated record.